Messenger RNA from Capsella rubella, 2104 nucleotides. RefSeq names its product indole-3-acetic acid-amido synthetase GH3.17. Gene Ontology annotation, molecular function: acid-amino acid ligase activity. The transcript has 6 exons. The record is from RefSeq and is a predicted model, not a curated record. The coding region runs from base 146 to 1930 and encodes 594 amino acids. Gene Ontology annotation, cellular component: cytoplasm. Lineage: Eukaryota; Viridiplantae; Streptophyta; Magnoliopsida; Brassicales; Brassicaceae.
CUUGUCGGAAACUCAUCCUAAAUUUUUGACACACGAUAUUUUUGCCAGAUCACACCCUUUAUCUGCAGGCGAGACAGAGAGAGAGAGAAAGAGGCCACAGCUCAUCCACUGCGCCAGAACAGAGACAAUAAAAAAAGCAGCAAACAUGUUGCCAAAGUUCGAUCCAACAAACCCAAUAGCCACCAUGUCUCUUCUUGAGGAUGUGACGACCAACGCAAAGAAGAUUCAAGAUUCUGUGUUGGAAGCAAUACUUUCACAUAAUGCCCAGACAGAGUACCUUAGAGGUUUCCUCAACGGUCAACUCGAUAAGCAGAGCUUCAAAAAGAGCCUACCCGUUGUGACCUACGAAGAUAUUAAGCCUUAUAUUGAUCGUAUCGCUAGUGGAGAGCCGUCUGAUCUCAUUUGCGAUCGACCUAUCAAUCUGCUCUUGGCCACCACGGGUACUUCUGGAGGAGUUCCAAAGUUGAUUCCUUUGACAGCAGAGGACUUGGAACAGAGGAUAUUGUUUGGAUUUCUCUAUGCACCUCUAGUCUUCAAGCACAUCGAGGGGCUUACCCAAGGCAAAUCUCUCAUGUUUUAUUUCGUGACCCGAGAAAGCGAGACUGCCUCUGGUUUGAUGGUCAGGUUUAUGAUAACUUGUGUUUUGAAAAGCGUGAACCCAACCAACUCUUUUCUUUGGGAUAGAGUACAGAUAAGCCCCCAUGCGAUUGCGACUUGUGAAGACACUAAUCAGGGGAUGUACUGCCAAUUGCUUUGUGGUCUUCUACAACGCCAAAAUGUAGCUCGCCUAGGUGCACCCUAUGCUUCUUCCUUCCUCAAAGUAAUCAAGUUUUUUGAAGAUCAUUGGCAUGAGUUAUGCUCAAACAUAAGGACUGGCCGUCUCAGUGACUGGAUCACUGACCCCCAAUGUGUUUCCGGGAUCAGUAAGUUCCUUACCGCUCCAAAUCCGGAACUAGCGACUGUGAUCGAGAAAGAAUGCAGCAAAACCUCAUGGGAGGCAAUACUGAGGAGAAUAUGGCCAAAAGCAAAAUGCAUAGAAGCUGUCGUUACCGGCACCAUGGCACAGUACAUUCCAUUGCUGGAAUUCUAUGGCGGCGGCCUUCCUUUGAUUUCAUCUUGGUAUGGCAGCUCAGAAUGUUUCAUCGGAAUCAAUCUCAAUCCUCUGUCUAAGCCUAGUGAUGUGGCGUACACCAUCAUUCCAAGCAUGGGGUACUUUGAGUUUAUAGAGGUCGUGAAAGACCGUCAAGAAGCUGGUCAUGUUCCCGCAGACCCUGUGGUCGUCGAUCUUGUCGAUGUUAAAAUUGGCCAUGAUUAUGAACUUCUUGUCACAACGUUUUCUGGUCUGUAUAGGUAUCGUUUAGGGGAUGUUUUACGAGUGACUGGUUUCCACAACAAUUCGCCACAGUUUUAUUUUGUGGGAAGACAGAAAGUUGUUCUGAGCAUCGACGUAAGCAAGACCUACGAAGAAGACCUCCUCAAGGCAGUGUCAAACGCAAGUCUCUUGCUCGAGCCACAUGACCUGAUGCUCAUGGAUUUCACUAGCCGUGUGGAUCUCUCCUCUUUGCCAGGACACUACGUGCUCUACUGGGAACUCGGGAGCAAAUUCAAGAACGCCAAGCUCAAGCCGGACCGCAAUGUCAUGGAGGAAUGUUGCGUCACCGUUGAGGAGGCUCUCGACUCUGUGUACAGAAAAGGACGAAAGAAUGAUACAAUCAUUGGACCACUCGAGAUUAAGGUUGUUAAACCAGGCGCUUUCGAUGAGCUCAUGAAUUUGUUCUUGUCUCGAGGCUCUUCUGUGAGUCAGUACAAGACUCCGAGGUCAGUGACGAAUGAAGACGCUUUGAAAAUACUCGAGACCAAUGUUGUUUCCAAGUUUCUUAGCCGGAAAACUCCGUCGUGGGAGAUACAUGAGCUACAUUCCAGCCGAUAAAACCGCCGUUACAUAAUGUGUGAGAGAGACUUAGAAAAAAGGGAAAUGAUAAUUAAAGAAUAACAAAUCCCGUAACAUAUAUAACAGAUAGUAACGUUAACAUACAUAAUCUAUCUCCUAAUUUAUCAUACUAGUUAUAAAAUAUUAUAAGUCCGUUAUAUAAUCUUCUAUGAA